AUGAUUUUACUCUCUAUAUUUUUAUUUGCAUCUUUAUAUGUACAUGUAUAUACAAAAUUUACAAUUUUAAGUUGGAAUAAAAAUAAAUAUUUUUAUAAUAAUUCAAAUUGCACAGUUCUCAAUUGUAAAGUUAUAUUCAAUCGUAAUAAAAUACAAUAUGUUAAUGCCAUCCUUUUUGAAGAACAUUAUUCUUUUGAUAAACAGAGAGCUAAAAUAAACUUCCCUAAAAGAAAUAAUAAUAAAAUUCUUAAUGUAUACACAUCAAUUAGUUCACCAAUUCCCACUAUAAAGAAUGAUUUUAAAAGAAAUUACAAACUUCCAUUAAAUUAUUUUAACUUAAUUUUUUCUUAUAACUCAAAAAGUGACAUAAUAUUUACAUAUGGUGGUCCAUGGUUUUAUGAUAAAAAGUUACAAAAUGAAACAUUUAAUUUUAACCAAAAUGACAUAUUCAAAAAUAAAAAUUUACCAGUUGUUUGGAUUAACAAAGAUUGUACAUUAAAUGAAGGCCAAAAAAGAGUAAUAAAUAAUUUAAAAUCAAAAAUAAAAUUAGAAGAAUUUAAAAGAUGUGAUAAGCAAAAUCUUAAUACUACAAAUAAAACAAUUAAAGAUUUUUAUGAAAAAUAUUAUUUUUAUAUUGUAAUGGAUGAAGCUGAUUGUAAAGAUUAUUUAACAAUUAGCUACUGGGAAGCUUCAACAUUUAAUAUUGUCCCAAUUGUGACUGCUAGAAGAAAUUAUCAAAAUAUUCUUCCACAAAGUUCUUUUAUUGCAAUGGAUGAUUAUAAAAAUGCUGAUGAAAUGGUUUUUUAUCUUAAUUUUUUGAUGGAAAAUAAAAUUAUAUAUAGUAGAUACUUUGAAUAUAGAAAAAAAGGAUGGACAUUAGAAAAAAAGCCAUAUGAUUAUAAUAUUUGUAAUCUUUGUAAAAAACUUAUUGAAUUUAGAAGUAAAAAUUCACAUGAAAAAUUUAAAAAUAUACAAAUGUGGAUUUUACAAAACAAUCAAUGUUUAAAAAAAAAUUAUAUCUCUAGAUAUUGGAAAAUUUUAUACUAA
This is a messenger RNA of Strongyloides ratti, 1047 nucleotides long. RefSeq names its product Alpha-(1,3)-fucosyltransferase C. Gene Ontology annotation, cellular component: membrane. Bases 1 to 1047 code for a protein of 348 amino acids. NCBI's taxonomy places the organism in Eukaryota, Metazoa, Nematoda, Chromadorea, Rhabditida, Strongyloididae. Gene Ontology annotation, molecular function: alpha-(1->3)-fucosyltransferase activity. The record is from RefSeq and is a predicted model, not a curated record. The transcript is spliced from 2 exons.